AUGGAGAGCACAACAUUCUUCCGGGGCCUGCUAUCAUACAUGUGGGAAGGCGACCGUAACGUGUCGAAGGAGAGCUUCCGCCUCUGGAUCUGCGAUGACGAGACUCGAAUGACUCUGAUGCAAUUCAAGCGCGAGCACAUCGACAAGCGUGAACACCACGAUCAGCUUCACAACGUUUUGGACGACUUUAGCAAGCUCAAGAGCCUAAAGGGCAAGAUCAAAGUCCCCGCUCAGCAGAACAGUACCCGACGCGUAGGAAUAGUCAUGGCUUAUUAUCCCAUACCAGCUGUGAUCUCGACUGGCAAGUUCUACUCAGACGAUGAGUGGAAAUGGAAGGCAGCAUGGUCUUUGUUCUUCACGGUGCUGAAGGACCUACAACAUGACAAGGUCGGCUACUUUGUACAGCUUCUUGGUGGUCCUUCUUUGUUCGAGCAUAUGCUGGAAGUCAAGCCCGCGGCGCCUCGCAACACACUGUUCGGCAACCCUGUUCAUUCCCCAUCAAGCCAGCCAUAUUCAAGCAGUGCCGGAUCGUACACUGUCACCGAUCCUGCACCGAGCACGAAGAGAAAUGUUUCGGUGGCGAUGGUUCCGAACAGAUUGCCUUAUAGGGACACAUAUUGUCGGUCGAAGCGGGGCGGCAAAGCAAUUCGCAAAGCGGAGGCGAAGCGGGCAGCGAAGGAUGCAGAAGUGAGGAAGCGGAAACGAGAUGCUGGUGAGGCGAGUGAGGAUGAGGGGCCAGAUGGUGGACCACAAGAGAAGUUCUUUCGGCGCGACCGUACGAGGCGUGGUGCCUACUUGUAUGAGCCUGUCAAAAGGACUGCCAGCCAGCGACGUGUGGAAUAA
Molecule: messenger RNA, 843 nt
Organism: Recurvomyces mirabilis
Lineage: Eukaryota; Fungi; Ascomycota; Dothideomycetes; Mycosphaerellales; Teratosphaeriaceae
Exons: 2
Coding region: 1-843 (280 amino acids)
Source: RefSeq, a predicted model, not a curated record